Messenger RNA from Contarinia nasturtii (swede midge), 1933 nucleotides. RefSeq lists its product as uncharacterized. Lineage: Eukaryota; Metazoa; Arthropoda; Insecta; Diptera; Cecidomyiidae. Bases 1 to 1569 code for a protein of 522 amino acids. The record is from RefSeq and is a predicted model, not a curated record. The transcript is spliced from 4 exons.
AUGCGUUGUUGGUAUCGCAAUCGAUUCCACAAUGGCUCAAGAUUUGAUAACAUCGACAUCAGAAAUGCCAAAGAGUUUUCAUAUCGAUUUAAGAAUUUAACAAAUGGUAAUAAUGUGGAUCCACAACGCGUUGAAAAAUUCAAUAUUUUAAUGAGAGAUUUGACUGAAAUUGGAUGGUCGGGAACAGUGAGUAUGAAAUUUUUCGCAAAAUAUCGUUGGUUUGAAUCACUGUGGUUGUUCGGUCAAAUGCAACGGCAAAUAGAAGUGUAUCACAGUCAUGCCGAACAAUGGUAUACCAUUCAUGAAAUGUUUCGCAACAAUCCGAACUUUCAAGAGCCAACAAUCAAUCGACCACCAAAAAUAAGCAGUUUUGCUCUUAUACCAUUAUGCGACUACCAUUUGAAAAACGUGCGAUUGGACAUUAAGGACUUGUAUUAUAAAAUUAUUUUGACCGAUAGUGUUUCAAUAUCCAUAAUGUACAAGAAACCACAGCGACAACAACGACCACAGCAACAACAACGACCACAGCAAACAACCCAAGCGAAUCGGGGGCCGGAAAAACUCAUUGGAAAGAAAUACAUCAUUGGAAUCGAUCCGAAUGAAAAAUCGUGGUUAACUGUAGUGCGUCGCAACAUUCAAAAAACACCUGAUGAGCCGGCUGUUGAGGAAAACAUUAUAAUACCAAACCAGCGUUUUCAUUGGGAAACUCAGCAGAAAAAACGAGACAAAGAAGCGAAAAAGUUGGCUGGAUGGUUUGAUAUCGAAGAGAAGGAACAUCUCAAAACAUACCCAUAUCGUCCACCAUCACCACGUAAUUCAACAUGGAAAUCAUACAUUGAAUAUCGCAUUAAAAUGUUACGAAAAGGAAUGGCAGCUUAUGCGACGCGUGAAUAUGCACGACUGGAUUUAGACCAUUACAUUCGCUCGACCAGAGUAAAUGAUCAAAUCGCCGUGUGUGUGACAAACAACAAACCGUCGUUGGUUCAAUUUGGUGCUUGGGCGAUGAAACCCGAUCGACCGUUUGGAAUAAAAAAGCGUAAAAGAUGUCCGGGAUCGCGUAAGUUUCGUGUGAGCAUUAAGAAACUUGGACAUUCAGAAGUUGAAAUGCAAGAUGAAUGGGGAACAUCACAAACAUGCGCGAAUUGUCAGGAACGUUUUCCAAGGCACACAAAAGAUGAUCGAUUUAAAGUGUGCUACGAUUGUAGAGCGAAAAAGAUUGAUGGCCUGCCAGAUUCAGUCGCUGGACUGCCAGAUAUCAUUGUGUCAACGGUCAACAGACGUGUUUUGAGAAGAAAACGUGCAAUUAUUAAGCGACAAAUUAUCGAUGGCAAUCGUGAGGCUGUGAACGAAAAACUUCGGACUGGGCGUUUAAUGUCAAAGGUUAAAGUUACCUACAAAAAUUGGCCAUUAAAUGUUGAUGAUGAUGAUGUUGUUCCACAAACAGUUACUUGGCACCGAGAUAUUGUUGCAGCAAAAUGCAUUAUGCUCAAAGGACUUUGCCGGAUCUUUGAUGUACCAUUGCCAGUUUCAUUGUUAAGACCGCCGGACCAAAACAACAAUGUCAACUAACAAACAUCAUCAAUUAAUCAUACAUUCAAAAAAUUACAUAAAAUAAAAUAUUUUAACUAUUAUAGUUAGCGUAGCUAGACAUGAACAGACUAUAUAAAGUCUUGUGGUCUAGUUGUACAAUAGUACAACAUUGUACGGAGGGGGAGUGCCCGUAGGUGAGUAAAGUUUUUAAUUUAAAAAAAGUAUUUUAUACCCAGUUCAACUGAUAUUAAUGGUUGUCUUUCCCUUUUUCCAUGUUUUCACACCUGAAUGUUCCACCAUGCCAAACCUAUGGAAAUGACUGAAACUACACACGAAUCUAACCCCGAAAACGACCGUCAAUAUGUGCUUCAUAAUGGAUGCAUUUGCCCUAUCAAUUGUUUGC